CGCGACGUCCCCACACGGCCGGCAGUGAGGCGCACGCACAUCCACACGCCUUCUUCCUCCCCUACCGCCGAGUCGCCGCCGACGGCGGAGCCAUGUACACCGAACUCACCUCCCCAUCUCAACCGCCGGAACUGAUCCGCGGCAGCCUCAUCCCUGCGCUCCCCGACGACUUGGCUGUCCACUGCAUAGCGCUCCUGCCCCGCGCCGCGCACCCAUCCCUUGCCCUCGUCUCCCGAGCGUUCCACGCCCUCCUUUGCCGCCAUCCGGAGCCCCUCCUCGCGGCACGCCGCGCCCUCCGUCUCUCCGAUUCCCACAUCCUCCUCUCCCUCCGGCCGCCCUCCUCCGCGUCCCUCCUCUUCUUCCUCUUGCUCCAGCAUCCCGGGUGGCCCCCUCUCCCCCUUCCCUCCCCUCCCGUCCCCGUCUCGUCCUCCUCGUCUGUCGCCACCGACGGUAGCCGGCUCUUCCUAGUCGGCGGAUCCGUUGCCGGGGUCCCCUCUGCAUCGGUGCAAAUAUUGGACCCCCGAGCCAGAUCCUGGUCCAUCGGUCCGCGCCUGUCCUCCACGCGGGAGUUCGCCGCGGCCGUCGUGCACUCCGGUGUACUGUUCGUCGCCGGCGGGUGCGUUCCCUCGUCCCCCUUCUGGGACGAGGCUCUCGACCUCUCCUCCCCUAAUGCGAAGUGGAAAACUUUAGCCAGCCCUGUCCACCUCCGUGAGAAGUGGAUGCACGGCUGCGCGUCCCUUGCCGGGAAGGUCCUUGCGGUGGCGGAUCGUGGCGGCUUGGCCUACGAUCCUGCGGCGCCACCUGCGGAGGCGUGGGCGCCGGUGUCACCGGUGCUUGACAUGGGGUGGAAGGGCCGAGCUGCGGUGGUUGAAGGAAUCCUGUACUCUUACGAUUACUUGGGGCAGGUUAAGGGCUAUGAUCCAGACUCUGAUUCGUGGAGCGCAGUGGAGGGGCUGGAGAGGGAGCUGCCAAAGUUUUUGUGCGGUGCCACACUUGCCAAUGUUGGAGGAUUGCUGUACUUGGUUUGGGAAGGGAAGUGGAAAGGGAAAGGAAAAGGUAAGGGGGAAGUGAGGAGCAUGGUGGUGAUUGAAUGGGCUGGCAUUGAGGUUACAAGGGCUGAAGAGGGGCGGCUUAGAGGAAAGGUGGUCUCUAGGGACACUGUUCUAUUCCCGGAUGUGCCAAAAGGGUCAACGAUCACGCAUUGCAUUGCGUUGGAAUUGUGAUACGGUAGCUGCAGAUGUAAAGCAGGUGGUGUCAUCUGUGAUUAAUGUUUCUACUAGUGGUAUGAUGUGAAUUGUUCCUUCUUUACAAGGAUCAGACUAGAGGUCAGUAGAUUGCUAAGGGAUAAGUUGCUGCAUUAAAUUUAUAUAGUGGACUGAUGAUGUUAAUGUUUGCAACUAUACUGGCAUCAUUUAUCCAGCAUCCUUGAGCAAGAAAGGCAGAAACAAAGUAUAUUUCUGUUUGAUUUCUCGGAUGACUGGAUCACAGAGCCAUAGAUGAACCUAUUUAUCUUCCCUUGCACUGAAUUUGCAGUCUUCGGCAAAAUUCCAAUAGAUCGGUACUUCUAAAGUUCUGAUUUCUUCAGUUAGCUGCACUGCAGCCUGCAUGCUAGAAGUUAGCUAGUUCUUUUUCACUGACAUGUCCUUCAUGCAUUUCUGAGCCAGCCAAAAAGUUGCCACUCAGUCGCUGUUAUCUCGACUGACCCUCCAGGACUCCAUCCCCAGCAUCAGGAAGUAGUGCCCAAAUCCACAUUACUGCAUCAGGUUCCACCACCACCAGUGAUUCAAGCGAUAUGGUACAUACUUCUAUUGGCUUUUCAGACAUGCUGGGUAGUGCUACUUCAAGAGCUACUGCUUCGCCAGGAACACAAUUAUAAGUGUGAUCUCUUUAUGCGAACGGGUUUACUGCAAUGCUCAUAUGGUAUUUAGAUUUAAGCUGUUUUGUGCUCAUGGGUUUAUAUUAUUGGACCAUUGCAACAUAGUAAGGGUUUCAGUUUGUUGGAUUAGAUAGGUCUUCAGUUAAUCCAGGUGGUGUUGAUUAUGCUGGUACACUCGUGGCAUGGUUGUAUGCUGAUUAUGAGAAUAAUUCAACAGUUGUAUAGCAGCUACUCUGUUAGUAUGGAUCUUGUUCCCAGUUAAACUCAUUUAUUGGCACAGAAAGAUUGUGCUCUGAGGCCUGCCUAUUUUGUAACCCAAUGUCAGCACUAGCUGUGUCAAAUUAAUCUAUUCUCAUGAUUCA
Setaria italica (foxtail millet) is the source of this 2238-nucleotide messenger RNA. Its product is annotated as F-box/kelch-repeat protein SKIP6. The transcript has 2 exons. Lineage: Eukaryota; Viridiplantae; Streptophyta; Magnoliopsida; Poales; Poaceae. The record is from RefSeq and is a predicted model, not a curated record. Bases 93 to 1223 code for a protein of 376 amino acids. Gene Ontology annotation, molecular function: protein binding.